AUGGUAUUCCCAGAGUCGAGAGAACUAGAGAUGAUGACUAGUCUUUCUCCUUCUAGGGUUACUGGUGAUGCUUUUGGAACAGUAGAUGGCAAAACAGUCCUUCAACUCAAGGGAUUGAGGCUCUCUCCCGUGGAAGGAAAUGCACCUGCAGAUGCCGAUCCUCACGCAGCUGUUGAACUCGAGUGGAAGCCCGAUAUUGAUUUCUUGGAAGAAAAGAACUUGAUGAAAGUGUUCAAGAGUCGAACGCCAACUGGUGGCAAUUACAAAGCUGAUGAGCAGCGCUUCGGAAAGUUUAUGUUGCGGGUCGAGGAGCAAAAGCUGCGUAUUCUUAGUGGUAAGUACCCACUGGUUCCAGACGUUGGUGAACUCGCGAACCUGGACCAGAGUGUUCGAAUGGAGCGCAUCGAUACUCUGUAG
Messenger RNA from Venustampulla echinocandica, 417 nucleotides. RefSeq lists its product as uncharacterized. NCBI's taxonomy places the organism in Eukaryota, Fungi, Ascomycota, Leotiomycetes, Helotiales, Pleuroascaceae. The transcript is spliced from 2 exons. The record is from RefSeq and is a predicted model, not a curated record. The coding region runs from base 1 to 417 and encodes 138 amino acids.